Otolemur garnettii (small-eared galago) is the source of this 3597-nucleotide messenger RNA. RefSeq names its product lymphoid enhancer binding factor 1 (gene LEF1). The coding region runs from base 1179 to 2375 and encodes 398 amino acids. Gene Ontology annotation, molecular function: DNA-binding transcription factor activity, RNA polymerase II-specific; RNA polymerase II cis-regulatory region sequence-specific DNA binding. Gene Ontology annotation, biological process: regulation of transcription by RNA polymerase II; canonical Wnt signaling pathway. The transcript is spliced from 12 exons. Gene Ontology annotation, cellular component: beta-catenin-TCF complex. The record is from RefSeq and is a predicted model, not a curated record. Lineage: Eukaryota; Metazoa; Chordata; Mammalia; Primates; Galagidae.
AGCGCCGGCGAGGCGCGGGAGGAGAAGCGGUGGGGAGGCUCAGCCGCUCACCUGCGGGGCAGGGCGCGGAGGAGGGACCCGGGCUGCGCGCUCUCGGGCCGAGGAGCCGGGACGCGCCCGGAGCCUUGCACGCGGCCAAGCUCGGGGCGUCUCCUCCCCUCGGCUGGGCGAACCCAAGGGGCGCAGCUCUUUGCUUUGACAGAGCGGGCCCGGCGGAGGCGUGGAGAGCGGCGAGCGAGCGAGCCAGGCUGAGAAACUCGAGCCGGGAACAAAGAGGGGUCGGGCUGCGUGUGUGUAUCGGCUUGAGCUCCGGGCAGAAGCUUUUGGGCCCGCGGCCCCUGCUGUGACUCUCCAGACCUCGGUGUGCCCUCCACUGCCAAUUCCCAGUUCUUGCCGGUACAAACUUUUCCCUUGGCAAACUUCUCUUUCUCUUCUCCCCCUCCUCGGCCCCCGCCUUCUCCUUCUCCUCCAGCCGAUUAAAUGAGCCUCGAGAAGGAAGACCGCAGCGAAAGGGAAGGAAAUAAGAAGCUCUAAAACGGACAUCUCCAGCCCGGGUGGCUUUUUUUAUUGUAUUCUUUUUAAAUACUUCAGGAAGUGAACAUUUCGUUAUCUUCUCAUUCUCCUUGCACCUCCUCCACUGGAGCAAACGGAGCCUUUUCGCCUAGCUUCUCUCUCUUUUCUUGGAAAACAAACUGCUGUCUCGGCAUCUGGGGAAGCUAAAGUGGAGAGGUUUGCACGGAGACGCCUGCCGGACCCUCCUCAGCACUUUGGGAAGUCGUGCAGCCUUCAGCACCGGCGUCCUCAGCGCCCAAACCCCGGCGACGCGGGGGGCGUGAAGUGGCAGCCGGGGCCAGGGUAGCCUAGCCUAGCCUAGCGCGCACCGCGCUGCGCAGACGCCCCCGGAGGCGCCGGCAGCGGCUGCCCUCGCAGUCCAGUGCCCUUCGGCCUCGGGGGCGGGCGCCGGCUUCGGUCUCAGCCUAGCGGGGAAGCGCGAGCGGCCGCGGGGACUCGGACGCCGCCACUGCUGCUCCGGCUGCCCGCCGGCGGCCCCGCGCUCGCCACCCCGCUUCCGUCCGCUGUCCUCCCGCACACACUCUUCCAACUCUUUUCCCCCAACCCGGUUCCUGCUGUCGCCGCGGGUGCUCUCACUGCGGAGCGGAGAUUACAGGGCCGUCGGGAUGCCCCAACUCUCCGGGGGAGGCGGCGGCGGGGGGGACCCGGAACUCUGCGCCACGGACGAGAUGAUCCCCUUCAAGGACGAGGGCGAUCCUCAGAAGGAGAAGAUCUUCGCCGAGAUCAGUCACCCCGAAGAGGAAGGUGAUUUAGCUGACAUCAAGUCUUCCCUGGUUAACGAGUCCGAAAUCAUCCCGGCCAGCAACGGACACGAGGUGGCGAGACAAGCACAGACUGCUCAGGAAUCCUACCACGACAAGGCCAGAGAACACCCUGAUGACGGAAAGCAUCCAGAUGGAGGCCUCUACAGCAAAGGACCCUCCUACUCAAGUUAUUCUGGUUACAUAAUGAUGCCAAAUAUGAAUAAUGACCCAUACAUGUCAAAUGGAUCUCUUUCGCCACCCAUCCCGAGAACAUCAAAUAAAGUUCCCGUGGUGCAGCCAUCCCACGCAGUCCAUCCUCUCACCCCCCUCAUCACUUACAGCGACGAGCACUUUUCUCCAGGAUCACACCCAUCACACAUCCCAUCAGAUGUCAACACCAAACAAGGCAUGUCCCGACAUCCUCCAGCUCCUGACAUCCCUGCCUUUUAUCCCCUGUCUCCCGGUGGUGUUGGACAGAUCACCCCACCUCUUGGCUGGCAAGGUCAGCCUGUAUAUCCCAUCACGGGUGGAUUCAGGCAACCCUACCCAUCCUCACUGUCAGUCGACACUUCCAUGUCCAGGUUCUCCCAUCAUAUGAUUCCUGGUCCUCCGGGCCCCCACACAACUGGCAUCCCUCAUCCAGCUAUUGUAACACCUCAGGUCAAGCAGGAACAUCCCCACACUGACAGCGACCUAAUGCACGUGAAGCCUCAGCAUGAACAGAGAAAGGAGCAAGAGCCAAAAAGACCUCACAUUAAGAAGCCUCUGAAUGCUUUUAUGUUAUACAUGAAAGAGAUGAGAGCAAAUGUCGUUGCUGAGUGUACUCUAAAAGAAAGUGCAGCUAUCAACCAGAUUUUAGGCAGAAGGUGGCAUGCCCUCUCCCGUGAAGAGCAGGCUAAAUAUUAUGAAUUAGCACGGAAAGAAAGACAGCUACAUAUGCAGCUUUACCCAGGCUGGUCUGCAAGAGACAAUUACGGUAAGAAAAAGAAGAGGAAGAGAGAGAAACUACAGGAAUCUGCAUCAGGUACAGGUCCAAGAAUGACAGCUGCCUACAUCUGAAGCAUGGUGGAAAACGAAGCUCUUUCCCAACAUGCAAAGCCAAGGCAGCAACCCCAGGACCUCUUCUGGAGAUGGAAGCUUGUUGAAAACCUAGACUGUCUCCAUGGCUUGCCCAGUCGACCCCAAAGGAACAUUGACACCAACUUUACCCUGAGGUCACUGCUAGAGACGCUGAUCCAUAAAGACAAUCACUGCCAGAUCCCCCCUUCGUCUACUGCAAGAGCCAAGUUCCAAAAUAAAGCAUAAGAAAGGUUUUUGGUUUUUUUUUUUAAGGAAAUUGAAAAGCACAUGAGAAUGCUAGCGGGCCCUGGGUCAGCUGAGCAGCUUUUCUCCCCUCAUCUCUGCGUGCACUUCCCAGAGCAUCUUGCGUCCAUACCUGUAACCUUUUGGCAAGGACAAUAAGUUGGCUGCAUUUGCCUGCCACGCGCAACUGGAGCCAGCAGCCAGCACAUCCAUCAGCAUCCCAGCGGAGGAAUUUGUGGAAGAUUUCCCUCUUUGUUUCUGUCUUCAUUUUUCUUUUCUUCCUUUCUCCUAAAGCUUUUAUUUAACAGUGCAAAAGGAUCAUUCUUAAGUUUGCUUUUUUUUAAACUUGAAUUUUUUUUAAUUUACACUUUUUAGUUUUAAUUUUCUUAUUGUAUAUUUUGCUAGCUAUGAGCUUUUAAAUAAAAUUCUAAGGUCUCAAAAAGUUUGAAAUAAAAAUGAAAAGAAGCCUUUUUCUGAAGAUAGCUUGUCCAAUAAAGUGGCUUCUCUGAAUUGCCUGUAACAAAUAGUGGCUUCUCUCCCUUUUUGUAAAAGGUGUUCGGUAGAGCUAAACAAUUGUAAUAGCCACAUCCACUCUGUUGGUAGCAAUUGGCAGUUGCAUUUCACUUUAUUUUUUUCUUCUGAUUUUUUUUAAACAGUAAAUCUUAACACAUGCAUCCAGCAGUCCAGUUUGCAGUGAAUUUUCAUUUCUUUCCUUCUUACCCCCUUGUUGUAAAAAGCCCAGCACUUGAAUUGUUAUUACUUUAAAUGUUCUGUAUUUGUAUCUGUUUUUGUUAGCCAAUUAGUGGGAUUUUAUGCCAGUUGUUAAAAUGAGCAUUGAUGUACCGAUUUUUUAAAAUAGCAAGGCACAGCCUUUGCCCCAAACUGUCAUCUAACGUUUGUCAUUCCAGUUUGAGUUAAUGUGCUGAGCAUUUUUUAAAAGAAGCUUUGUAAUAAAACAUUUAAAAAAAAAGUGUCACUU